Molecule: messenger RNA, 7175 nt
Organism: Micropterus dolomieu (smallmouth bass)
Lineage: Eukaryota; Metazoa; Chordata; Actinopteri; Centrarchiformes; Centrarchidae
Product: A disintegrin and metalloproteinase with thrombospondin motifs 7
Exons: 24
Coding region: 204-5741 (1845 amino acids)
Biological process (GO): extracellular matrix organization; proteolysis
Cellular component (GO): extracellular matrix
Molecular function (GO): metalloendopeptidase activity
Source: RefSeq, a predicted model, not a curated record
AAUGCAACAAAAACGCCCCGUGGAGGCAGACGAUGUUCAAGCCUAAAUUUGAGAAGUUUGUUAAAACUGUCAAAGUUUAAGUACAUGGUCGCAACAAAGCGAAAAGUGCAUCCAGCCCAGAUGGAAACCAUUUGAAUUGACAGUCGACGUGGUCUUAAAAAAGCAUUAGAUGUUUCCAAAAUAUAGGCUACCGUCCUGACAAAAUGACCUGUUUGGACUUAGAGCUUCACGCCUUUGGAAAAGGAGUCUCCCCCAUUUACUUCUUCAUCGCACUUCUGACGGUCCUGGAGAACUGCAAAGCGUUGGGAUUAUCACAUGAACCAGAGAGAUCUCUGAAGGAUCUGCCUCAGUAUGAAGUGGUUCACCCUACUAGAGUGGAUGCCAGAGGUCACUUCCUGUCCAACUUCCUGUCUCACCAUGCUCGCCGUGUACAGCGCCGGGAAGCCUCAGGGGGACCAGCGGACUCUGAUCGAGUCUUUUACCAGUUCUGGCAUGCUGACCACAGUUUGCACUUUAACCUCACCCUCAACCCAAACCUGCUGGCUCCAGGCUUCCUGACGGAGAGGAGGUAUGGUGGCCUGGAUGGAGCCCGGAUCCAUCCUCCUGGAUCCUCUCAGUGCCAUUUCUUAGGUGAAGUGUGGGAUGGGGCCACUGUUAAAGGAAGCGCAGCCAUAAGCACCUGCGAUGGACUGACAGGACUGUUCAAGUUGUCUGAUGAAGAGUUUUUUAUUCAGCCUCUGGAGAAGUCGAGCGAUGAGGCCUCAGCACCACAAGCCCAUGCCAUCUACAAACGCCAUGCGCCCCCUCCCUCCUGGAGUCCAGUCGUACAGCCCAUCUCAGGGAAGCAAGCUGUCAAUGGCACAUGUGGAAUCAAAAAUUCCCAUCAAAGUUUUGAAGACAUUGAAAGACAGCGGGAGCGAUGGGAGCACCGCCAGCAGAGAAGGAGGAGGAGAAUUCAUCAACGUUCAGUCAGCAAAGAGAAGUGGGUGGAAACGCUGGUGGUGGCUGACCCUAAAAUGGUGGAGUAUCAUGGGAGCAAAGCUGUGGAAAGCUACGUCCUCGCUGUCAUGAACAUUGUGGCGGGUCUGUUCCGAGACGGCAGUAUUGGAAAUGCAAUCAACAUUGUGGUUGUUCGACUCAUCCUACUGGAGCAGGAUGAGGAUGACUUAAAGAUUACACACCAUGCUGACAACAGCUUGAACAGCUUCUGCAAGUGGCAGAAGAAACUUAACAUGAAAGGAGAUGAACACCCACUCCACCAUGAUGUGUCAGUUCUGCUCACCAGGAAGGACAUCUGUGCAGCCAUCAACAUGCCUUGUGAGACUCUGGGUCUGUCCCAUGUGGCUGGGAUGUGUCAGUCGCAUCGCAGUUGCAGCAUUAGUGAGGACACUGGCCUCCCAUUGGCCUUCACUGUAGCUCACGAGCUAGGACACAACUUUGGGAUUCAGCAUGAUGGCAACGGUAAUGACUGUGAACCCAUUGGGAAACGACCUUUCGUCAUGUCUCCACAGCUCCUGUAUGGCACCUCCCUGCCCAGGUGGUCACGCUGCAGUCGCCAAUAUAUCACCCGCUUCCUUGAUCGCGGGUGGGGCUGGUGCCUGGAUGAUGCACCGGUGAAGGAUAAGCUGUCGCUGAACUCGGUGCUUCCUGGGGCUCUGUACAGCGCUGCCCAUCAGUGUCGGCUGCAGUAUGGAUCUGGGUCCCUGCUCUGCGAUGACAUGGAUAAUGUAUGCAGCACACUGUGGUGCACUGUGGGAACAACCUGCCACUCAAAGCUAGACGGGGCUGUGGAUGGGACCAGUUGUGGUGAGGACAAGUGGUGUUUCAGUGGAGAGUGUGUAGCAGCUGGAUAUCAGCCACAGAGUGUAAAUGGUGGCUGGGCAUCGUGGAGCGCUUGGUCGGCCUGUUCCAGGACGUGUGGGGCUGGAGUCCUGAGUGCCCACAGAGACUGUGAUAACCCAGCUCCUAAGUUCAGAGGGAAGUAUUGUCUUGGAGAGCGACGGAGGUACAAGAUCUGUAACACCACACCAUGUCCUCAAGACCUGCCCUCCUUCAGAGACAUCCAGUGUAGCCACUUCAACACCAUAUCAUACAAGGGCAAGUUCUACAAGUGGGAAGCAGUCAUCAACACAGUCAGCCCUUGUGAACUGCACUGCCGUCCAUUGAAUGAACAUUUCUCUGAUAAGAUGCGGGAUGCUGUCACUGAUGGGACACCGUGCUACAAAGGCGACAAAAGCAGAGAUAUGUGCAUCAAUGGCAUCUGUAAGAAUGUAGGCUGUGACUAUGUUAUUGAGUCCAGUGCUGUAGAGGAUCGCUGUGGGGUGUGUCAUGGUAACGGCUCCACCUGUACAACUGUGAGGAGAACAUUUGAGGAGAGUGAAGGACUUGGCUAUGUAGACAUUGGACUGAUCCCAGAGGGAGCCUGGGACAUCCGCAUUGAGGAGGUGGCUGAAGCUGGGAAUUUCUUGGCGCUACGAAGUGACAACCCCAGCAAGUAUUUUCUGAAUGGUGGCUGGACGAUCCAGUGGAAUGGAGAGUACAAAGCAGCUGGGACAGUAUUCACCUAUGAGAGGACAGGACAUCUGGAGAACCUGACGUCUCCUGGGCCCACCAUGGAACCACUGUGGAUUCAGCUUCUCUUUCAGGAGACCAAUCCAGGAGUGCGAUAUGAGUACACAAUCAGUCGAAAUGUCUCAGACGACAGCAACAUCACUGCGUCGGUUUUCUUCUGGAAAUAUGGUUCAUGGACUGAAUGCAGUGUUACUUGUGGAACAGGUGUUCAGAGGCAAAUUGUUCACUGUGUGGAAAAGACAACUGGGAUAGCGGAGGAGCACUUCUGUGACCCCUUAACUCGACCUGACGAUAACCAAACCAGUUGUAACAAGGACCCAUGUCCAGCCAUAUGGUGGGUCGGGGAGUGGCAGAAAUGCUCGGCGAGCUGUGGGAUGUCAGGUCUGACUAAAAGGACAGUGCUCUGCAUCCAGGCAGUAAGUGUUGAGGAGCAGAAAGCCCUGGAGCCCAGUGAAUGUGAACACAUACCCAAACCUGAAUCAUUAUCCUCCUGCAACACACAUAUCCCCUGCCCAGCAGACUGGACCACUGGCGGCUGGUCAAAGUGUUCACUGACUUGUGGAAGUGGAGUACGUCGCCGUAAUGUAACCUGCUCUAGAAACACAGGUGUUGACUGUGAUCCCCAAAAGAAGCCCCUUGCUGUCACUACGUGCUACAUCCAGGACUGUCCACAGGUAGUGGAUAAUUUUGGUAACGACUGGUCUGGAAGCGGCUGGUCGAACAAAGAAGUGCUCAACGAAAUUAACUCCAUACCUGAAGUGAAACCACCUCCCAAAUACAGCACCACCAGAUCCCAGCCAAGAAAUCCUAAUAAUCUUAACAUUGUUGAGGGAGAUUUUCAUUACCACAAUAACAUUGAAAACAUUGAUCACUCUCUGAAAGACAGCGUUAAAGUUGAUGAUUUUUACUAUGACUAUAACUUUAUCAACUUCCAUGAAGACUUGUCGGAUGACUUUGAGAGUGAUGGAAUAGAUUCAGUGGACAGUCAAGGAUUCAGUCCUCCACAGGAUGCCAAGCCUACCCACAGUGUGAAAGAAAAAGCUUACAUGGAAACUACAAGACCUCCCACAGGUACUUCAGCCAUUUCUACAAUUUCGAAGGCUGCUACCUACACAACUGAAGAGCCACUGAACACAUAUCUGGACAAUAAGAAGGACAAUGGAAAUGUAGCAACAAAAGACUCUAUGCAAACAAAUUCAGAAAAUUUGGAUGACUUUCUUUCUGAGGAUUAUCUUCUGCCUGUGUCUACUACACAGCAUUCUCAAACACUAAAAGAGAUACAUGACAGUGUCGGGUGGCCUGAAAACAUUAGCACAAUGCCUAGUCUGGUUUUCACUACAAAGGAGCCUACACAUGAUGUGGAAUGGGGGCAAUAUGGGGAGGAGGCUGAAAACAAUGUCAAUGAGGAGGAAAAUUAUAUUGAGGAUGUCACUGUGACUCCAGAACAUGCUGCUCCCCAUCCAGGACAUCAAACCACUAUUAAUACUGUUGUUGCUACAACAGUGAGUGCUCAGGAGACAGAGGAACGUGAUGAUUAUGAGUACAGUUACAAAGACAAACGUACACUAGGUCCAGAUAUCUCUGCAGACCAAGAAGAUGUAGAGAGUCCAGGCCUUGUAGGCUCUGCCACACCAGGAACUAUAAUUCAGGUUAAGACUAAAGUCCAGCUGGAAGAGAGUGCUUCAGAAAUACCUCAGACAACAAGUAAAUCAACAAUAUUUCCAACUACCUUCACAUUGGAGGAUUCUGACUUGGAUCAGACUAAUUAUGAUACAGUGUAUGCCACUAGUCAGUAUUCAUGGGAUACUGAUCUUGAACUCAGCACAACCUCACUUCCUGCCUCUGAGAAAUCCAUUCCUCCCCCCAUUUAUGUUCUGCUUAUCUCAGGUAACCAAGAGGCCUCUGAUGACUCCACCACAGUAACUGGAACAGAAAUCAUACCUCCUACAAACCAGGAAGGAGCAUCUCAGCCUACUCCAGCAGAUUUCCUGCCAGCUACAAUGAAACAGAUACUGACAAAACCUGCCUUCACUGAGAGAACUGGAACAGAUUCCACAUCCCAAGCUGCAGCCAUUCAUUUAGCUGAUUUUGACUACAAUGAGAUAGUCAUUCCCCCAGUGGUGAGGAGCAGCAGUAGCAGUCGUCCUGUUCCUUCAUACCAGCUUCCAACAAACACAGCAACCCCUCCUGAACAUAGUGCAACACCAGUACAGCACAUGGAAACACCCACACCUGCUGUGGCAACACCUCCACCUGUUCUGUGGCCACUUCCAGUGCCAACAUCUGUCCAAACCUCAGCCUCCACACAAGUCACCUAUGCUGCCUACUGGGUCACUGGCAACUGGAGUGCUUGCUCCACCAGCUGUGGUCUGGGUGCCAUCUGGAGGACUUUGGCUUGCAGUACAGGCUCAGAUUCUGAUUGCGAUCCGGCCAAGAGGCCUGCGCCAGCCCAGCGGUGUUACCUGCGCCCCUGCUCCACAUGGAAAAUUGAGGAAUGGAGUAAGUGCUCCAAGAAUUGUGGAGGCGGCAUUAAAUCACGAGAAGUCCAUUGUUUUGACAUGCGGGAUCAAAGGCCCCUAAGACCUUUUCACUGCCGAGCCAUGUCCUCCAGGCCACAAACCCAAACGCCCUGUAACCUCCAGCCAUGUCUCGACUGGUACAGCUCAUCCUGGGGUGAAUGCUCUGAGGUGUGUGGAGGAGGUGAGCAGCAGCGUAUUGUCGCUUGUCCAGAAGAGGAUCGAUGUGACGUGGACCUUCAGCCCAGCAGCAUCCAAUCUUGUAACAACCAGCCUUGUGCUCAGUGGCUUACUGGAUCUUGGGAACAGUGUUCUGCUUCUUGUGGGGGUGGAGUGCAGCGCCGACUCAUCCGAUGUGUUAACACAAAGGAUGAGACAGAUGAAGAAGUGGAUCAAGCUCAAUGUGACCACAAGCCGCAGCCUGAGAGCAUCCAGAAGUGUAACUUACAGGAGUGCGAAAGCGCCCCAUCUGGAGCAGUAUGUCUACGUGAUCGGCUCACCUUUCGUUUCUGUCAGACUCUUCGUUUGAUCGGCCGCUGCAACUUGCCCAAUGUACGAGCACAGUGCUGCAAAACCUGCAGCCAGCGUUCCCACUCCAGCAGCACGUCUCGCAACAAAGUGCAACAAAGUAACCACUCACAUGCCUCAUCAUGAACUGAUUGCACCACUGAGUGAUGAAAUAUGAAUCAUCAUUUAAAGUCAAUCAUCUGAGCCCUUUCCUUGUUUCUUUACAGAGUAAUUAUGAAUUAAUUUUAAUAACAGGCAUUUUGUGCUGGUGAAAUUAUUAUAGAGUGCUGAAAUUAACUGGGCUAAAUGAAACAAAGCGUAGCCUCUCUUAGCAAAACAAUGAGAAUGUAAAUAUUUGUAUGCACUUAUAUCAUACAGUUUGACCAGAAUGACAUUGAAUGAAUCGAGAUUUCUUUCUAACAGAUAUGGUGCUACAUAAGGGGUCACCUAUUGAUGUUAAGUAGCUUAAUAAUGCACAUAAUUACACAUGUGGAUAAACCACUCAUUAACCUUAAUGGUUGGUACAAUGCUUUCAUUUUAUUGACAGCAGCAGAAACUGAACGGAUUACAACAGGUAUACAACUCACAAUGUGGUUUUAUGUAUAAUGUGGUACAAGUGUUAUGAAGCAAAAAGUAAGUGGUGAAUUAAUGCAUUUAGAAAUAACUGACCGUUAGCAAAGCCCCCCAGUUACUGUUGCUACAAGCAUUCUGAUCUUACAUGGCAGGUGUGCAGUUUACAAUAAUGUUGGCAGAUAUUCUAUUGAAAUUCAGUGGAUCCUUGCUUUCAGACAGAUGUAGACAAAAGCAGGCUUCUCAUUUCUGGUCUGCAAUUGUCUGUUUAACCAACUAUAAUGGCAAAGUUUAGCAGCUGUUGCUAGCUGGCUAGGCUAACAUUAGCUCCACUAACUGUUUAAAAACUCAUUCUCAAGACAAUUUGGUAGUGAAUGUUGAAAACUGGGACAUUUGAGAUAUUUUUUUUUUUACAGAUAUUGGUCAGCAUUCUCACCAUUUCAUGGUUCGUAUAAUAGACAUGAAAUUAAACAAAAUUGUUCUUGCAGUGUAGAGCAGAUUGGCCUUAGUGUAAUAUGUGAGACUAGUAUUCAUUCUAACAUAGUUUGGAUGCUUAGCUUAAUGUACAUAGAGUCAUGCUUCGAUGUUCGUAAUUUCCAACAGUAUGUUUUUAAUUUUAAUGUUACAAGAGAAUAAGCUUUAAAGAAGUUGACUAAUUGUCAUUUGGCAAACAUAACGCUGGGAGGAUAUCUAUUCAACUUGUUGUAACAUUAGCAUAAACUCUGGUGUAGUAUCAUCCAUGAUCAGUAAUUUGUUACAUCACUUGUAACCUCACACAACAGUGUAAUUAGCUAAUUAUAUGCUAAUUUUGGCCUUGGAAGCAACGCUGGGUUACUGUAAAUAGCUACACAUGCUAAUAUUUGCACUAUAAAUUAGAGAAGACAAAAAAACGUUUUAGUUAAUUCCUUACUCUUGUGAUUUUGGUUUGGGAGAGGAUAAAAAGACACAACCCUCCAAACGUCUAUGAAGAUUCUCAGUCAUCCAGGUCAUAGUUAUCCAACGAAGGUUGAA